Molecule: messenger RNA, 1537 nt
Organism: Haliotis rubra (blacklip abalone)
Lineage: Eukaryota; Metazoa; Mollusca; Gastropoda; Lepetellida; Haliotidae
Product: MKI67 FHA domain-interacting nucleolar phosphoprotein-like
Exons: 5
Coding region: 34-762 (242 amino acids)
Biological process (GO): maturation of LSU-rRNA from tricistronic rRNA transcript (SSU-rRNA, 5.8S rRNA, LSU-rRNA)
Cellular component (GO): nucleolus
Molecular function (GO): RNA binding
Source: RefSeq, a predicted model, not a curated record
UCUCCGAAUGGUUAACCACGUGACAUAACCAACAUGGCGUCCCCCAGUAAGAAGCGUGGUUCUGUGAAACUCCCAAACAACGUGGCCUUAGAACCAGAACAGCAGGAAGCCUUCGAAAAGACUGUAUUGGAAAUCAAGAACAGGGGAGCGUCGAAUGUCAAUCAGCCAGGAGUUAUCUACAUUGGACAUAUUCCACAUGGAUUCUUCGAGCCACAGAUGAAAUCCUUCUUUUCACAGUUCGGUAGGGUGACACGACUUCGUCUGGCAAGGAGUAAAAAUACUGGCAAUUCCAAGGGUUAUGCCUUCGUAGAGUUUGCUUCUGAAGAGGUGGCCAAGAUUGUUGCCGACACAAUGAACAACUAUCUCAUGUUUGAGAAGCUUCUGAAAUGUGCUUUCUGGCCAAAGGAGAAGGUUCAUGAGGAUCUCUUCAAGGGAAGUAAUCGGAAGUUCAAGAGCCCAAAGAGUCAUGUGAAUGCCAUACAGCGCCACAACGCUGUCAAGUCCAAGGCUAAACAGUUGACUCUUUCAAAAAAAAUGCUUCACAAGCAGAAGAAAUGUUUCUCCAAGUUAGCGGAACUUGGCAUCGACUUCACAGCUGAUGAUGUCACAAUGAAAGUAUCUGUUAAGAAGAAUGUAAAGUCUCCUGUUCCAAACACUGUGAAGGCAAAGGAUGGCAGCAACAAGGCCAUUUUGUGGGAGGACAGCACAGAGGACGAAAUAUCCUUCAAGACACCCCCUAAUGUUAUUAAGUCAUCAAACUAACUCGGACCACUAGUGGUUCGUUGAAGAUUAAUAUGGAUGAUUCCGUGACUAGUGAACUGGAAGUGAAGAAGGGGAAGGGCAAGAAAGGUGUUAAAAAAGACAGCAAGAAAAAUGAGGGAAAAUCAUCCACGAUUCCUAAAGUUGGACAGAAGGGCAAGGUUGAAGAGUACAAAGAUAAAGAAGAAAGGCCUCAAGUGAAGAGCUGCUUCAGCUGGACGUGAUUGGGGGUGGGGACCUGAUGUGACUGGGAAGGGCUAGGGGGGAUUUAUGUGAAUAGAGAGGGAUGUGACAGGGAUGGGGUGGUGAUUGAAGAGUUGUUGGAGAGACUCCUUGUCUACAUAUAGCGUCCAGAUUGUACGCUGCACUACUUGCAAUGGUGUGAUCACUGACAUUAUAAUUUCAUGACUUGAAUGUUGUACUCUUGCAUAUCCCCAAAAACCUGAAGUGUGGGGAUAAUGGUGUAUUUGACUGAUUUGACAACGUUUAUCAUCUCAUGCUGAUCUUUUGUUGGUAAGUAAUGUGCUGAAUUUCAAGGUAGAUUGUACAUGUAUUGCAUGAGGCAUGGAUGUUGGGACGUCAGAUUUUGUUUUGGCUGGGAUGAUGUGAAAAUGAUGUCACCUGUUUAUGUUGGAAUAGUGAAAAUGUAUUGAUAGUUGGAUAAUGUAAACAUGUUUUGAAUAACCUUAUUUCCCCUGUAUGAUGACAGUGCUAUGUAAACACAAUGUACAUACUAUGAUUCCUGUCGUUUGGUGAUGGCAAUAAAUCCAUCAUUGUC